AUGCCUAACGUUGCAGAAGCAGAAGGGGCAGAUGAUUCUGGAAAUGGUGAGCACAAGUCCGAGAGACGGUCUCCCGAAGAGAGCCUGCAAGGUGCCGUUCAGUCUUUCUGCACCCGCGCCUCCGGAGAACCCCUGGGUCCCAGAGGAGAUGGUCAUUAUCCGUGGGGCUGUCCAGUGACCCACACUCGGGAGAAGAUUUACGCCAUCUGUUCAGACUAUGCUUUUCUCAACCAGGCCACCUCAAUCUAUAAAACUCCAAAUCCAGCCCGCUCUUCUUGCCUCUCCGAUAGUACCUCUUUAUCUGCAGCCAAUAAUUCCUCAAGGUACAUUGGCAUCUCGGCCAGUACUUCGGACAUCAUCUACAAUGAAGAAAACAGCUUGGAGAACUUAUCCAACAGCCUGGGCAAGCUACCUCUAGCGUGGGAAAUUGAUAAAUCCGAAUUUGAUGGAGUGACCACGAAUUUGAAACACAAAUCAGGCAAUGGAAAGAAGCAAGUUUCCAAGAAAAAAACUUCAGAUAAGAAAGGAAGACAUCAAAGGGAGUGGCCUCAGUAUUCUCCUCUUGAAGAUAUUAAGCAGCGGAAAGUAUUAGAUCUCAGACGAUGGUACUGCAUAAGCCGACCACAAUAUAAGACUUCUUGUGGCAUCUCCUCACUAGUUUCUUGUUGGAAUUUCUUAUAUAGCACAAUGGGAGCUGGAAAUCUUCCAUCCAUCACCCAAGAAGAAGCUUUACACAUUUUGGGCUUUCAGCCUCCAUUUGAAGAUAUUAGGUUUGGCCCCUUCACUGGAAACACGACACUUAUGAGGUGGUUUAGACAAAUAAAUGACCACUUCCAUGUAAAAGGAUGCUCAUAUGUUCUAUAUAAGCCUCAUGGGAAGAAUAAAACAGCUGGAGAAACUGCUUCUGGGGCCUUGUCGAAGUUAACUCAUGGAUUGAAAGAUGAAUCAUUAGCUUAUAUCUAUCAUUGCCAAAAUCAUUAUUUUUGUCCAAUUGGCUUUGAAGCAACCCCUGUUAAGGCAAAUAAAGCAUAUAGCAGGGGUCCCCUCACACCACAGGAAGUAGAAUAUUGGAUCUUAAUUGGAGAAUCAAGUAGAAAACAUCCUGCUAUUCACUGUAAAAAAUGGGCAGAUAUUGUUACUGAUCUAAACACUCAAAAUCCAGAAUAUCUAGAUAUCCGGCACUUAGAGAGGGGACUGCAGUACCGAAAGACAAAGAAGGUUGGAGGAAAUUUGCAUUGCAUCAUAGCAUUCCAGAGACUUAGCUGGCAAAGAUUUGGCCUUUGGAACUUUCCGUUUGGAACUAUUAGACAGGAAUCACAGCCUCCAACACAUGCCCAGGGAAUUGCCAAAUCUGAGAGCGAGGACAAUAUCUCCAAGAAGCAGCACGGGCGCCUGGGCCGGUCUUUCAGUACUGGUUUCCAUCAGGACUCGACGUGGAAAAAGAUGUCCAGUAUCCACGAGAGAAGGAACAGUGGCUACCGUGGUUACAGUGAUUACGAGGGGAAUGACUGA
Messenger RNA from Rangifer tarandus platyrhynchus (Svalbard reindeer), 1512 nucleotides. The record is from the annotation of a GenBank genome assembly. NCBI's taxonomy places the organism in Eukaryota, Metazoa, Chordata, Mammalia, Artiodactyla, Cervidae.